AUGACGGCUCGUUGUUUCGACCACCGCGCCAUCAAUUUCGUGGCGACGCGGUGGAUUCUUGCUGACCCCACCUUCUCCCUCCAUCUCUUGCUUCCCCCCUCCCACAGCCAGGGUCUUGUUGGUGCUGCUGUUAUGUCUACCGUAGAUGAUUCUGCAGUUAAAGACACGCCCACGGCCACACCUGAAGAGUCUCCCCGGGAGGCCGCCUUCACUAUACCCCCGGCUGUUGCUUCUUGCAGCAAAGAUCCCCAACCGACCGCGCCAAGUCCCACACCAAGCACUGUGCGGGUGUCCGUUGGUCCUCCGUCGGCUACCUCCACACCGAAGAGAGCGCGUUCAGGGAAGUGGGCGCAGCAUACCCUGCUCGUCGGAGGCCGCCGACUUUCUGAUUCGAACACUCCGGCUGAUCCACCACCUGCUGCAUCUGCACCGCCAGAGGAAGAUGUGUUCCCGAUCCGCGCGGACACCGGCUCGCCCGCCCUCACCAAGGCGCAGCUGCAAGAGCAGAUGUUCGUGGAGGCCAGCAUCAUGUACGAUACGAGGUGGUCGGGACAGUUCUCCUGGCUUGUGUUCGGAAAAACCAAGAAUGGGUUUCCCUAUGUGAAGUGCAGUGUCUGCAUGGCCUACGGGAAGGAGAACACGAGGUACGCGAGGCAGGGUGAUGACGGAGGCCGUGACAUGCAGACGCAGGCGUUUCGCGCACACGAGCACACGGACGCGCACAAAGCGGCUGUUGACCGGCAGCUGAAGAUUGCGAGAGGCAUCCGCGAGGGGCAGCAAGUGAUUUCGAACUUCAUCAACUCGGACGUCGAGGGCAAGCGCGCCGUCCGACUGUUGCGGGAGGCGCUGGCUGUUAAGGACGCGGCGACGUCCAACCCCGACCUCGGCAUGGUGGACAAGGUGGUGUACGAGAUCGUCACGUGCUACAAGUUCCAGUUUUGCCUGUUCUUCCUCGCCGACAUCCUCGCCGACAUGAACGACCUCAACCGCUGUUUCCAGAAGCGAGAUAUUGAUGUGACGGAGAUUGCGAAGACCAUCGAGGCCACCACGGCGGAUCUGACUGAGCGGUAUUUGGAUACCGACAAGCAGUUCGGUGGCGAGGGCAAGUGCUGGCUGGUCGGCUUUCUGAAGCUGCACGGGCAUGGUGGAGGCAAGAAGGUCCGUGUGAGAGGCGUGGACGGGGAGGGACGCCCAGUGAACCAUCUGUACACCAUGCACGAGCGGAAGCUCCCGGGGCACAAGGUGGGGAGCGGAUACGAGGAGUGCGUGAAGCUGUGCCGCAGUUUCGCCCGCGAUUGCGUGGACAAUCUCAACGAGCGGCUUGAUGACCUGGGGAAGCUGGGGCCGACGAAGCUGUUUCGGGCCGGAAAGUGGCCGAAGAUCAAGGCACAACGGGAGAAGAAGUGCCGUGAGUGGCUUCUGGGAUGCAGCAAACUCUUCCGCCACCAGCUGCCGGGAUUCGACCUGAAGGCCGCAGAGAGGGAGCUUCCCACAUUCUGUGCGAUCAUGGAGGCGCACCACGAGCUGGAAAGCUUCACGCAGGGACUGACCAACAUUCUCGGGAGCGCGGACUCGAAGAGGUAUGUCCCCGUAGUGUGA
Molecule: messenger RNA, 1599 nt
Organism: Closterium sp. Naga37s-1
Lineage: Eukaryota; Viridiplantae; Streptophyta; Zygnematophyceae; Desmidiales; Closteriaceae
Source: the annotation of a GenBank genome assembly